Molecule: messenger RNA, 888 nt
Organism: Hypoxylon trugodes
Lineage: Eukaryota; Fungi; Ascomycota; Sordariomycetes; Xylariales; Hypoxylaceae
Product: uricase
Exons: 2
Coding region: 1-888 (295 amino acids)
Biological process (GO): urate catabolic process; purine nucleobase catabolic process
Cellular component (GO): peroxisome
Molecular function (GO): urate oxidase activity
Source: RefSeq, a predicted model, not a curated record
AUGCCCGUCGUAUCAGCAGCUCGCUACGGAAAGGACAAUGUCCGCGUGUACAAGGUCCACAGGGAUGAGGCGUCGGGAACUCACACGGUGACGGAAAUGACCGUAUGCUGUCUUUUAGAGGGGGAGAUUGAGCAGUCGUACACGGUGGCGGAUAAUAGCGUCGUGGUGGCUACCGAUUCCAUCAAGAAUACCAUCUACAUCAAGGCCAAGGAACACCCCGUAAAUCCGCCAGAGCUAUACGCCAGCUACCUCGGUCAACAUUUCCUAGAUACAUACAGCCAUAUCACCGUUGCCAAUGUCAAGCUUGUCGUCAAACGAUGGACUCGUAUGAUCAUUGAUGGAAAGGAACACCCCCACAGCUUUUACCGCGAUGGAGACGACACCCGCAAUGUGGAAGCUCGCAUUACCCGAGAGGGAAUCGAGAUCACCAGUGGUAUCGCGGGGCUCCUAGUUCUAAAGAGUACGGGCUCGGCUUUCCACGGCUUCGUUCGGGACGAAUAUACGACGCUCCCUGAAACCUGGGACCGUAUUCUUUCGACCGAAGUCGACGCUACCUGGAAGUGGAAUACCUUUCCAAACGUGGCGACGGUUGAGCAGAAGCAAGCCCAAUACGACAAGGCCUGGGAUGAUGCUCGUAAUAUCACUAUGAAGACCUUCGCCGAGGAGAGCAGCCCGUCCGUUCAGAACACUAUGUACAAGAUGGCGGAACAAAUUCUCGAGGCAGCACCCGAGACUGCAUCCGUUACAUACCAACUCCCUAACAAGCAUUACUUCGAAAUCGAUUUAUCAUGGCACAAGGGCAUCAAGAACACUGGCAAGGACGCCGAAGUGUACGCACCGCAAUCCGGACCGAAUGGCCUGAUCAGAGUCGAGGUUUCACGAUCUUAG